CUUACCUGUCGCCAGACGUGUUUUUCCCAAAGGAAAACCCGCGUGCUCCAUCUCGCUCCCUCUGCGUAUGUGUGUGUGAGUGAGUGCCUUGCCAAGAGUGAAUGUGUGUGCGAGUGUAUAUUCAAUUAAUUACAAAGGCAAAAGAAGCAGCUAUGUGAAUUGAAUGAAAGAAAGCCAGUUAAAAGUAUGCAAAAAAGUUGCGUGAUACAAAAGGCCAUAUCAAGCAGAAGAAGAAGAAGCGGCAGUGUAAAUGGUGAUUAAUUCACUUUAAGGUGCAAUUAAACAGCAGCAGAAUAAGCAACAACAACAACAGCAGCAACAGAAGCAGCGCAAGGUGCAGACAAGAUUGGAUGAAUCUCUAACGUCAUGGUAUGAAGGAGCCGACGAACACUUUGGAUGAAAUUGUGCCCAGCAGGCUGACGUCAGCCGAACUGAGGGCGAUGGCAUUGAGACAGCAGCAGCAAAUCGACAGCCAGCACCAGCUGCUGGCCACCAAGGAGCAGCGCCUGCGCUUCCUCAAGUCGCAGGAGGUGCGGAGCGCCGUGGCCAGCGCGGAGGGCGAGCGGCUCCGCCGGCUAAGGGAGCGGGUGGAGGCCCAGGAGUCCAAGCUGCGCCGCCUGCGAGCGCUGCGGGGUCAAGUGGAUUUGCAGAAGACCUACAAUGUCACACUGAGCAAUGACUUGGACUCGAUUCGUGCGCUGUUCAGCGAGAAGGAGAAGGAGCUCAGCCUGGCGGUGGCCAAGGUUGAGGCCCUGACCCGACAACUGGAGGACCUGCGACGUGACCGUCGAUGUCCUGUGAAUAUCCUGGCCGCCGCUGGCAACGGUGUUGGCCAGGCACUUCCUCCUCAGGCAUCCCGCGAGCUGGAGAAGCUGCGUCGCGAACUGAUGUACCGCAAUCAGUUGUCCCUGCAGCAGGAUGCACGGCUGCACAUGCAACGCGAAGCACUGCAGCAGCGGCAGGCGGAGCUCCGGUCGGUGGACCAGCGUAUCUACGAGCUACAGACACGCCUGCAGCGCAAAAAGCAGGCCAACACCCACCAUCAGCAGCAGCAACAGCAACAGCAGCAACAACAGUUGCAUGUUCAGUCUGCUCAAUUGCUGGCGGCAGCAGCAGCAGCAAAUGCCCAGCAGCAACAGCAACAGCAACAGCAGCAGAACUUGGCCUACCAGCAACCUGCAGGCAAUCUGGCCAAACACGGCGGAGUUGCUGCCCUCAAGCAGCAACUUUUGCAGAAGCAGGUCAAUCAACUGGCAGCUGCUGCCGCCGCCGCUGCCGCUGGACGAGCCCGCGGCAACGUUGCCGCCGUGGAGCCUUUUAUCCACACGCCCCAGAAGUCCACCAUCACGAGCACGGCCAGCUAUUUAAGUGGUGGGAUGAAGCAUGCAGCGGCCACGGCCAAUACGAACCAGCAGAACCAGCUCAUCCAGGACUUGACCCACGUCAAGCUGGGGCAAAACAGUGGCUUCUUUGCCGGAUCCGUGCCCGUCCCCGUGGCCAGUUCGAGUAGCGAAAGCGAUGAGUCCAAGUUGGCCAAGAAGCUGCUGGCGGCGCCUGCCAAAACGGAGGCGGAGUUGCGCAAGCAGGCGCAAACGGAGGCCAUGGAUAGUACCACACAUAUCUACGCGGAAGUGGGACCCAAGAAGCGAGAUCGAGAGGCAGCAGCGGCGGCGGCAGCUCAGGCAGCAGCAGAAGCAGCAACUGCAGCAUCCACAGCCCCGGGAGCAACAUCUCCACCCGCCACUGUGAAUGUCAGUAAAAUCCCCAAGAGCAUUUCCUCGAGCAACGCCAGCAGUUCCGCCUCCGCCCUGAUUAGCAAACUCAACCAGCAGGCAACGACGAAGGAGAGCCAGGAGCAGCAGCAGUCGCAAAUCAAAAAGAACGAGAUUUCGGUGACCAGUGAAACGCUAUCCGAACGCAACACCCAGCAGCAACUCACCGUGCACAGCAUGCCCCUGGGGGCGAUAAGCAAAUCGGUGGCCCUCGCCGUGUCCAAUGCCUCCAAGCCGCUCCAGGUGCAGGUGAGCAAUCUGGCGGUGCCGCCGCGCAAGCCCAUCAGCAGUGUGGCGCCCACUUCGGUGACCAGCGGCAGCUCCAUACCCAAAAUGAUCACCUACAGCCCGAAGGUGAAUCGCGUGGCGCCCAAUGUGGUAAUGGCGGAUCCCCGUCCGGCCCUGCCGCCCAAGCCCAGCAAGAUGUCGCCCACAGAGCAGCCAUCGCCCGUCGAGGCCAGCACGUCAGCAUCCACGGGAGCGCCAGCCUCAGCUGCCAAUAAGACGCAGGCGGCGACCUUCGGACUGCAAUCCCUGAACAUCAACGACAACUUGCCCAUCAAGGCCAAGCCACUGACCAUCCGCAAGCAGCCCCUGUUCGAGCAGCCGCGCCUGAAGUCCAGCCAGUCCAGCAACAAUGGCCAGCAGAAGGCGCCCCUCUUGCAGCUGCAAAAUCAACGGAAGUCGGAGUCGACAGUUAGACAGCCAACGGAGGCCUUGAAAUCCUCGCCGGACACCUCGCCCCAGCACUCGCCGAGCAGUGAGUCCAGCGCGGACGAAACAGAUCGCAUGGUGGCCACCUCCGCCAACCACACCACCACCAGUCAGCAGGAGACGUCAACAUCCACGUCAGCCACUGCGACAGCCACGACAACCAGCAACAUCAAGGAGCGAACGGGUGGAAAGCCAAAGCUAGCGAGAAGAGUGAGCUUCGAUCCUUUGGCCCUCCUGCUGGACGCAAGUCUCGAAGGAGAACUGGAGCUGGUCAAGAAGACGGCCAUGCAAGUGGCCAAUCCCAGUGCGGCCAACGACGAAGGAAUUACGGCGCUCCACAAUGCCAUCUGUGCCGGGCACUUUGACAUUGUCAAAUUCCUGGUCGAGUUCGGUUGCGAUGUGAACGCCCAGGACUCGGAUGGCUGGACGCCACUGCAUUGCGCCGCCAGCUGCAACAAUCUGUCCAUGGUCAAGUUCCUGGUGGAGAGCGGCGCCUGCCUGUUUGCCUCCACGCUGUCGGAUCACGAGACGCCGGCGGAGAAGUGCGAGGAGGAUGAGGAGGGCUUCGACGGCUGCUCCGAGUAUUUGUACAGCAUCCAGGAGAAGCUGGGCAUCCUGCACAAUGGCGACGUAUACGCCGUGUUCUCCUACGAGGCCCAGAACGGCGACGAGCUCUCCUUCCACGUGAACGAACCGCUGAUCGUGCUGCGCAAGGGCGACGAUGCCGAGAACGAGUGGUGGUGGGCACGGAACGCCGGUGGCGAGGAGGGAUACGUGCCCCGCAACCUCCUGGGGCUGUACCCACGUGUGCCGCCGCAUUCGCCGCACUUCAGCGAUUAGCAGUUAAUACGCUUCACCAUACUGAAGCGCAAGGCCGGCCGACUCAUCCAGAAGCGCUACAUAUCCAAGUACAUCUAGGGACUGUAGCCGAUUCUGGGCACGUGCCACCGCAGGAGUCAUCGGGGAAUUAUUUAUCACAGCCCCAUGUUUCUUUCUGUUUACUUUUUGUUUGGGAAAAGCAACACAAAGGACGAGGAACGAGGUGGAGGCCAGCAACGAGAACGAGGCUCCCCAUAUGCUCAACCAUAUGGAAUGGAACCGACUGCAGCAGCAGCUUCCGCCUCAGUCAUUUAUCCCGACGACUGGCCUCAAUUAGCCCAGCUUUCGCACAAAGUUCAGCACACAUAUCACCCACCCACACAACGCACCACGAACACCCCCUGCAUACGUACAACCGCAAAUUGAAUUUCACUUAAGCUCCUUAGCUUUAAGGCCUAGACUAAUAACUCAUAUCAGCCGCCUGCUCGCCACAAAAACUUCACCUUCAAGUUUCUGCAGAAAAAAGUUCAAAUUGGAAAAUGGAAAAUUAGAAAUUCCUGGCUGCCCACACACAGAAUGUUUCAUCUACGGCUAGCUGAAGGAGAUUGUUAAUUGCAUAUAUCAAGUUAGUACUUAAAACUUUAACUGAACUCGAACAAAGUUCACACAAAUCGAAAGAAAACAUUUUAAUAUAGGUAACAAAACUGACACAAGGAGAAUACAUAACGAAUCGAAUGUGAUUUUUGUAUAAAGACGAGAAUAAUUUAAACAAUUUGUAACGAAUAUGGAAAUGUAAAUUACCUAAAGCGGAUUCGUUCACAAGUAAUCGCAUUAUAGGUUAUACUUUCUAAUUUAACUUAAUUUAAUUACACCUAAUGUAUCGAUUGCUUAAUACCUAGCGUUUAAGGACAAACACACAUAAAAAUGCAAAUACGUUUGAAAAAUAAAAAUAAAACGAUUAAGAAAGCUUA
Molecule: messenger RNA, 4276 nt
Organism: Drosophila rhopaloa
Lineage: Eukaryota; Metazoa; Arthropoda; Insecta; Diptera; Drosophilidae
Gene: ASPP
Product: apoptosis-stimulating of p53 protein 2
Exons: 8
Coding region: 372-3326 (984 amino acids)
Biological process (GO): regulation of apoptotic process
Cellular component (GO): nucleus
Molecular function (GO): p53 binding
Source: RefSeq, a predicted model, not a curated record